Trypanosoma cruzi is the source of this 960-nucleotide messenger RNA. RefSeq lists its product as uncharacterized. The transcript has a single exon. Bases 1 to 960 code for a protein of 319 amino acids. NCBI's taxonomy places the organism in Eukaryota, Euglenozoa, Kinetoplastea, Trypanosomatida, Trypanosomatidae. The record is from RefSeq and is a predicted model, not a curated record.
AUGAACCGCAUGGGUGGGUCGGUGUACGCAAACGCCAUGGCGCAGUUUGCGAUCUGCCGUCAGCCGUGGAAUGAGUACAUUAACCUCCUCACCAAGCAGGACUCCACGCCCUACCACGUGGAGCCGCAGGAGAAACCGGCCUACCGAGGUCGUAAGCGUGGACGUGAGGGUUGGCUGUUCGGUCAGCAGGUGCAGCUCCAUUACCAUCGUUUUCCUGACGAGCAAUUACUCACGAACCUCACCCGUUGGCGUACAGGGGAAACAGUAGGCGACAUUGCCCUUCAACAGUUUCGAAACGCCCAGCCGUUUGAUAUUGAGGAUAAGGACCCGCAGGGGAUGCAACGCCCCUCCCCUGAAGUUUACAUGAAACUUAAUUACAAGAAUCCGGCCACCAUUUCUCGCUUCUUAACUCGCACAGGACACAUGUAUCCUGCGGACAUUCUUCCCUUAAACCCGGAGGCCGUCGCAAAGCUUCGUGUGGCAAAGGCGCAGGCCGUAAGAAUAGGCCUUUACCCACGUUUUGGAAAUCCAUUUUGGUUUCGCUCGCAGAAGUUCCGACCAAAGGCGUACCAAGAGAACUACGACCCGACGACGUACUCCACUAAGCACACGAUGGAGCACUUUGCCUACAAUUGGGUGCAGACCGACCGCAUUCGGCGAUACUUCAAGGAGUUGGAGGAGCUGCAGAAGAACGCGUCGAAUGGUGCUCGCGGUGGAAGUGCCACGACGGCGGAACAGAAGCAACAAAAUCAAUUUUACGCCCCGGAGAAUCAGCCUAUCUCUAUGCAUCGCAACAAUAUAUCGUACAUGGCGGAGGUGGAGCGUUCCAUGAAGAACCCAACGGUCCCGGGACUCAUGUCGACAAAGGGCAUGAAAAAGAAGUUUCACAACUUGUACUCCUCCACUUCGACGAAACGCAUGGGCUUUUCCAACCCAACGUUAGGAAUCAAAAAGGUGUGA